Sphenostylis stenocarpa is the source of this 1170-nucleotide messenger RNA. The record is from the annotation of a GenBank genome assembly. Lineage: Eukaryota; Viridiplantae; Streptophyta; Magnoliopsida; Fabales; Fabaceae.
AUGGACUUGAAGUCGAAUCAUACUCCUGUUCUCACUGAUUCUGCACCCGUAACAAAGUCUAGACUGGGUGUGCAUUCCAGUUUGUUGCCGUACUCCCAUUCUGGGGCAACCUUUACACAUGGAAUGUUAUUAACUAUCCCGAGGAAGAAGACAGGGAUUCUUGAAGAUGUCCGCUGUAGUGGUUGGUUGGAUGCCAUGAAGUCAUCUUCACCUCCAGCCAGGAAGAUAACAAAGGAUGUUAGCCAUGGGUUUGCAUCAUCGGACUCUGAUACUGCCGGUGCUUAUUUUAGCUGGCUGCUCAAAUACCCAUCUGCGCUUACAUGUUUUGAUCAAAUCACAACCUAUGCAAAAGGAAAAAGAAUUGCGUUGUUUAUGGAUUAUGAUGGAACUCUUUCCCCAAUUGUGGAUAAUCCUGACUGUGCGUUCAUGUCCGACAAUAUGCGUGCAGCUGUUAAAAAAGUGGCAGAAUAUUUUCCAACAGCAAUUAUUAGUGGAAGAAGUCGUGAUAAGGUAUAUCAAUUUGUGGGACUAACAGAACUCUACUACGCUGGUAGUCACGGGAUGGACAUCAUUGGCCCUGUUAGACAAUCUGUAUCUGAUGAUCACCCGAAUUGCAUUAGGUCUACAGACAAGCAGGGUAAGGAAGUAAACUUGUUCCAACCUGCUGCUGAGUUUCUGCCCAUGAUUAAUGAGGUACUUAAGUCUCUUGAUGAGUGUACGAAAGACAUUAAAGGUGCUAAGGUUGAGAACAAUAAAUUUUGUGUAUCUGUGCACUACCGGAAUGUUGAUGACAAGUAUUGGGAUUUGGUGGGGCAACGUGUUCAUGAUGUUCUGAAGGGCUAUCCGCGUUUGCGCUUAACUCAUGGGCGGAAGGUUUUAGAGAUCCGACCUGUGAUUAACUGGGAUAAGGGGAAAGCAGUCACGUUUUUACUUGAGUCGCUUGGGCUAAACAAUUGUGAUGAUGUCCUUCCUAUAUAUAUCGGAGAUGAUCGGACUGACGAAGAUGCAUUUAAGGUUUUGAGAGAGGGAAAUAAAGGUUAUGGGAUCUUGGUGUCUUCAUCACCCAAAGAAAGCAACGCAGUUUACUCUCUUCGUGAUCCAUCAGAGGUCAUGGAAUUUCUCAAGUCACUUGUGUUAUGGAAGUUAAGCUCCUUAAAAAGUCUUAUAUAG